This is a messenger RNA of Cucumis sativus (cucumber), 1308 nucleotides long. RefSeq lists its product as uncharacterized. Bases 297 to 992 code for a protein of 231 amino acids. The record is from RefSeq and is a predicted model, not a curated record. NCBI's taxonomy places the organism in Eukaryota, Viridiplantae, Streptophyta, Magnoliopsida, Cucurbitales, Cucurbitaceae. The transcript has 5 exons.
GGCAAAAAUAAAGAAUAAUUUCGAGGAAAGGAGGAUCUCGCAAGGAUGUAAAGUUUUUCAAACAAAACACCUCCUCGCCUCUACAUAUAUGGAAUGGAAGGAAGCCAACAUUGCUUUUAUAUCUCGAUUGCCGCCCCCCUUCUCUUUCUCUCCCAUUUUCUCUUCCCAUUUCUUCCUCUCCCUCCUCCCUUUCCUCUCUGCAAGUCUCUUCCGUUUCAUCUCUCGGUCGCUUUGCUCCACCCCCAGUUCGCCGUUUCGUUCUUCGCCAGGCUUGAAAGACAGAAAGAGCUGUCGGGAUGAGCAUUCAAAGUUCAAAUGAUCUACAUGAUUGGAGUUCAAGAGUUAUUGAGAGAAGAACAGUGUUGGACUUCGACUUGAAUUGUCCACCCCCAGACGAGUGCAUUGAUCCAACUGGCCUGCCUGAUGAAGCAGCGCAAUACUACAAUCAUUACCAAGGACAAGCCACGGACGCCAUCGACGAGGACAUUGCUAUAAUUUCUCCUAGGAAGUUUGCUGAAGCCAGGAAGAAUUUUCGCAGAAACCACUUUGAGAGUGGCUGUGGUGCAGUCAUCAGACGUAAUGGCAACACAGAAGUUUAUGGUGCUCUCUCAGAUGUAACAACUUGGCCCCCUUUUACAAUUUGGUCGCCUCUUACAAUUAGCAAUAAUGUAUCCUUACAGGAACAACAAACAAUUCACAACUUGGACCUUCGCCUAAGCUGUGAAAGCAGUAGUAGGGCCACUAAGGCAAAAACUGACACUGACAUUCCUUCUACACUUGCACUAAGUAGUAGCAUCCCACCUACAGAUAGGACUUUGCGAUGUGCAAUCUGCAUAGAACCAUUGGUUGAAGAAACGACAACAAAAUGCGGGCACGUUUUCUGCAGGAAUUGCAUUGAAACGGCCAUAGCUACUCAACAUAGAUGUCCCAUAUGUCGGCGAAAGCUUAGAAGACGAGAUAUUAUCCGGAUUUACCUUCCUUUUACAAGUUAAAAAAGAAAAAAAAGAUGAAUACAACACAUGAAUAUUGCAUCUGUAUUCUUUUUCUGAUGAUGAUGACGACGUCUAGGUUUGUACUUGCACACAGUUGCAUUAACAAAAUAUAGAUUUCUUGAUUUCUUCUUUUUUUCUUGUUGUUCAUCAUCUGUAUUGAAUGAAACUAUAAACAAAAACUACAAUCUCUUUGAUAUGAGGUGGUUUGUAUUUGACUGAAAAAGACAGACGGUUGAUUCAUUAAAAAUAGUUUAUUGAUCACUUGAAUUAAUUAGAAAGAGGGAAUGGAAGUGUUGGCUGGCUCUCUUUUGAUGAA